AUGGCUGAUGCUCGACGCACCAGACACCACACCCACGAGACAAAUGCACUGAGCUAUGGACAUCUCGGCACUGCCACUUACGAUGAGCAAAGUCAUGACUGGACGUUCUUGCGGCAGCUGCAGGGCGACCAAGAUCCCAGUAGGGGCCAGCGGAGCACAAGUCGGCCUGGCCUGCUACGUUUUCAGCUUGUCGGCGAAAGGACUGUGGAUUGUGCGGCAGAAGUGCCGAGGAGGACUGAUCCAGCCGAACAGCGCUCGAUGAAUGGGUCAAGGUUGCAAAACACUUUCCUCAAAAACGUUGCCGAUGCCGCCCUUGCCUUGACAAGUUCCCCAGCCUCAGCCUCCAGUGCGGAAGUUCAGCGAGGGAAUACGGAGGAGGACGUCUCUUCGGCGAGCUAUCUAGCUAUAGGGCACGCGCGACCUCCAUAUCAGUCUGGCAUGCACAACAACGAUCCGUCUACUGCCGUGGUAGCACUCGCGGCGGAGUCACACCAAAACAUCCUCCGCCUGGUCGGGUUCGAGAAUUGCCAGGUGGCAGUUCUCAACGAGGCGGGUCUGGAGGAUGUCUGCACGCUUCCAUCCAUUACGAAGCGCGUAGUUGGCCACUGGUGCGAAUCGGCAGAUCCAAUAAUACAGGUAUCUUCUGCGAAGCAGGCGAACGGUACACAUUUCCUCGUUGUCAAGCCGGGUGGAACGACGAUACUACGUCCUACGUCAGCUGACUCGACACGAGACCCAUUGGGUUUGCAGUCUACUGAUAUUCCUUCAGAGGUCCUCCUUAACGCAUGUCCCAUUGUUACCAUACCGACGUCCAGGACGGGAGGAAAUCCUCAUGUGCAUGCGGCAUUCAAUCCGCGGGAUCAGAACUCGGUGGCCGUUGUAGACUCAUCUGGCCAGUGGAGUGUCUGGAAGCUGAUAGGCAGGAAAGCAAGGUCUGCCCGGAUACUCUACAAGGUUCACCUGCUAAGCUCAAACAAUCUGGCCACCACUGGCGGUCCGGCUCCUCCUACCACGGACACUUCGCGUGGAGACGGAUGGCAUCGGGUCUGUUGGUUGAUCGGCUCCGAAGCUAGUAGGGAACGUCUUCUAGUCUGCAGUCGGCGUAUGGCUGCAGUCUUUGACCGAGAGGGACAGUUCUUGGGGCGAGUAGACAUGCGUCUAGGACCAACAUCUGAUCGAAACAGGAUUCUUGACAUCAAAAAUAGCCAGCGUCGAGGAGAUCACCUAUUCGUCUUGAGUACCUCACGUCUGAUGGUUUUCAGUUCGAGUACAGGUAGCUGGAAGGAGAGGGAUCCGGUCGAGCCGCUAGAGUUGGUGUGUUCUUGGAAUCACUACCGAGACCGAGCCAAUCCAGGGUUGCGGAUGAGUACCGUUGAAUUCCCGACAGAUUCUGUGGUAUUGAUAUACUCCUCCAGCAGCCAGGUCGCCGUCACAUACCGCUUCGGGAACGACUCCAUAAACUCAAGUGUUGUCUCUCUUCAAGACCCUUCAAUCUUUCAGUUGCCACGGCUGCUCAAGGAGCGAAUGAAAGCUGUCAGCGACGUGGUCCUAUACCCAGUCAAUUUCUCUGCCCAAAACCAGACUUCCAACGCUGUUGACUAUGGUCUCGUCAAGCUCAUCGCCUGCACCAACGAAGGGGAAAUAAUCGAAGCGAUCUACAAGUAUGGUUUACCACAAUUUGGCCAUGCUGCAGAACUGAUUGGAGGUCUUCCAGCCUUGGCGUCCCGUCGAAGGUCUACUAGUACACAAAGAAGGUCCAAACACGGUACAACGGGUGAUCUGGAUGAUUUCGUUGUUUCUGAUGUCACAGAAGCCAGUGCGGUCCCUCUGCCUGCCAAAACUGCGCAGGGCACUGCAAGUGACCUCGGUCCCUUUUCAUUACAUUUUCGGAAUUGGCAACGUCUUUCAGAUCAUCUGGCGGUCAAGGACAGCAAGAGUCGAGAUGUACCAUUUGGAACCUGUCUGCGGCAGGCUGUCGAACUAUUCGAACGUGUGCAGGGUCGUGAUGACACAACAUCUGUUCGCCUCAUCGCCGACCUCGUCGACAGUUUUCAUAUUCUGGAUGUGGAAGAAGACUCUCAACGUGUGGAGAGCUGGGUUGACAUGCUUUUGCUGCAUAACAACGUAGCCACCGAGUUUGUGGCAUUUCCUGCCCAUUCAAAUGAAUCGCGAGGUCACUUGAUGAGUGUCUACAACAACUUGGUCAAUACCUACGUCGAGUCACUGCCAGAACAAACCACAGCUCGUAAUCGGGUGAACCGUGAGAGGUUUGUGCGCCAAAUUGUCGCUCCAACAGUCUUUGGAACCUUCAUGCUGAAGACUAGACCGUCUGUCAAACUUGUAGAGUCUCCACAGCCUAGAUCGGCAUCGAUUCCUCAUUCAGCACUCCCGUCUCUGUCGGCAGGGUUCGACGCGGACGAUCAACAGCAGUUACAGACCUUGGGGAUUGAGAGUUCUGUAUCCAACGAAGAGCCAGCAGUUGCACGGCUACGGCAAUAUACCACUUUCGCACAGCAGGUGCCUCCACUAUUACUCGACCGCAACCCUGGCCUCUCAGCAGUAUUGGAACAUCUUCCUGUGUCGAUUGAAGAAGACCCUGCCGACUACUCUUACCAACAGACGAAUCAAAAACUCAAACUCGUACAGGAACAACUUGCAGCCGAAUCGCUAGACCCGAAGCAGAGGAACAAAGCACUUAAAUCUGCGGUUCGAUUGCGCCGGAAGCUGGAAAAGAAUCUUCUGAUGAGUCAAGAAGUAAUGCUGCAAAGGACAUUGGUGCCUAGCAUUCGUACUGGGACAGCGUUGUCUAACCUACCGGCCAGAGAAGUGCAAAGCAGUCAAGCUGCUGCCCCCGGCUUGGGUAAUCUCGCAAGUCAAGAAGCGAACGCAUCGACAGGUUUGACCAUGACACAGCCUGAGAGAGGAGCCUUUGGCACGAGGCAGGCAGCGAAGAAAGGCAAGAAGAGGCGUGCCGGCUUUUAG
Molecule: messenger RNA, 2982 nt
Organism: Cladophialophora yegresii CBS 114405
Lineage: Eukaryota; Fungi; Ascomycota; Eurotiomycetes; Chaetothyriales; Herpotrichiellaceae
Exons: 2
Coding region: 1-2982 (993 amino acids)
Biological process (GO): nucleolar large rRNA transcription by RNA polymerase I
Cellular component (GO): RNA polymerase I core factor complex
Molecular function (GO): RNA polymerase I general transcription initiation factor binding; RNA polymerase I transcription regulatory region sequence-specific DNA binding
Source: RefSeq, a predicted model, not a curated record